Messenger RNA from Ceutorhynchus assimilis (cabbage seed weevil), 2954 nucleotides. NCBI's taxonomy places the organism in Eukaryota, Metazoa, Arthropoda, Insecta, Coleoptera, Curculionidae. The record is from the annotation of a GenBank genome assembly.
GGUCUCGAAGUGCAGUACGGCUGGAACACGAACACGAGCUUGAAGCAUUUGCAUGCGGCGCGUGCGCAAGAGCUCGAUUGCUUGAUCAAAGUCAGCCGGCUUCGGCUGGAAAGGGGCUAUGGUCAAAUAUUUGUAUUAUCCCUAAUUUGAAUUGUUUUUUUUGUAUAGUUUUAAUAUUUGAGAGGCAAUCAAUACUCUCAAGACUAUGAUUUUAUUCUACAUAAAAAUUAAAUUUAUACUAGCAAAAAUUGACUAAAAGAGCAGUAUUCCAAAUACCUACAUAAUAACAUUAGGGAGUCCUAUACUUACCCCCAAAAGAUAUAAUGGAGGUUGAUGAGUGUUGUCUUAUCACUUCACCAAAAAAUUUUGAAAAACAGCACCUCAGAAAUGUCUCAGAGGAGUCCAAGAUAAAACCUCGGAUAAAACCAAAGCAAACCAGAAACCGAAAACCCUUGGACCCCUCAAAAUUUGAUUUCCAUUGUCAUUGCGGUAAGAAUUUCAGCCAAAUUAAACAUCUAAACUAUCACAGAAGACAAGUACACAAUGAAGCAAUUUCUACUUUGAAACCACCGAAAAAAAUUUGCCAUCUAUGUAAUUUCUUCUCAAAUUACCAGAACGAUAUGAUGAACCAUUACAAGUCCUCACAUAAUAUGCCUCUUGUUGAAGAAAAACUCUUCUUCCUAACAGAAAAAGAAUUUUUUAAAUGGAAAACGAAUAUUGAAGCUAAAACAGAUGUCAGAUUUAGAAUGAACCAAUCCCCUGGUGCUUCAAGAACUUCAACCACUAAAUACAAUUGCAACAGGUCAGGCCAUUACGGAUAUUAUCACCAGAAAGGACGAAGUAAAAGAUCUUUAAAAAAACGAGAUAGCAUUAAAAGAAAUGCCUAUUGUCCUGCAAGAAUUAUUAAACAAUUAGAAGCUGAUGGUAGUUGCACUGUAAAAUUUAUUAGUGCACAUGUAGGCCAUGAAACAUCAGAAGUACAUUGUUUGCAUCUUCCUACAAUGGAAAAAGAAGAAAUUGCAAAUAAAGCUCACAUGAAUAUCCCCUCUAGUAAAAUUCUAGAUGAAAUAAGAGACUCUUCUGAGUCAGAAUACAAUUUACAAAGAAAUCGUUUAUUGACAAGAAAAGAUUUAGACAACAUUGAGGCUUCAUAUAAAAUUCAAUCACAACUCGUUGGAAAGCAUUGUGUCUCAGAUUUCAACCAGUGGUCCAAGCAAAUGCAGAGUGAGGGCGAUUGUGUGCUUUUUCAUAAACCUCUAGGAACUUUUCUUGAAGAUCACAAUUACCUCAGUCCCAAUGAUGUCAUUUUAAUAUUAAUGUCUGCUUCGCAAAUGGAUAUUUUUAAAAAAUAUGGAAACAAUCAUGUUUGUAUCGAAGCAACAAAAGAUGAUUUAAUUAGUCCUGAUGGAAACAAUUUCAAAUUGCACACGUUAUUGGUGCUGGAUGAAUUGGAAGAAGCUUUUCCGUGUGCUUUUCUGAUAUCUAAUAAACUGGAUGUUUAUAUUAUACAAUUAUUUUUUGAGCAAAUACAUCUGAAGGCAAGAAAGAUAGUUAAGCCUAAAAUCUUUAUGUCUGGCUUGGAGGAUGAAUAUUUUGAUGCUUGGAUAAGUGUAAUGGAUGUUCCAGAAAAAAGGAUUUAUUCUCCAUGGAUUCUUGAUCAGACUUGGCGUGAAAAUUUGAGCAGAAUUGAUUGUGAGAGUAUACAAAUUGCUACAUAUAAACAACUAAGGCACUUACUAUCCAAACGACAUGCAACAGCAUUUCAUAAAAUGUUAGAUGAUUUUCUUUCCAUUGAUAAUCCAGAAUGCUUGGAUUUUAUAAAUUACUUCAGAGAUAAUUUUGCUGACAAUUUCGAAUAUUGGGCCUAUUGCUAUACAGGUUUAAAUUCAAGCCCAAGCUUAGAAAGAAUGUGCAAUUCUAUUAGCCAGUUCUAUCAAAAAGGAAAAAAUGAUCAGAAAUUAAAUAGAGGCAUUGAGGCUGUAAUGCGGUUUGUAAGGGAUAAGGUCAUUAAUAAACUUACUACUAACAACAAACACAAAAUUCGACAAAAAAUCAAAACAAUUCAAAUAUGCCAUAAAGCUAUGGAAAAAAUGAAUUUAAUUACCCUGAUACAAACUAAAGAUGGAUGGGAAAUAGUAACCCAAUCAGAAAUAUAUCAAAUUCAAAAGCAAGAGACUAUUUGUAAAGAUUGUCCUUUGAUAUGCAAGCCAUGCAAUGUAUGCUUGCACCAGUUUCAGUGUUCUUGCUUAGAUUCGACUGUAAAAUACAAUAUUUGCAAGCACAUACAUCUUGUGGCUAGAUUUAUUCAAAAUCCAAUUCCCGCAGAAGAGAUUGUUUUUGUAGUAGAAGAUGACUCUAUAACAACCCGAGCAACAACCAAAGUGGAUGAAGAAAACAAUGAUCUUGAAAUGAAAAAAGAAGAAUUAAUAAAAUAUGUAACUGAUAUGAUAAAUAGUUGUUCAACCCAUGAGGAGCUAAAUGUUAUCAGAGAAGCUUUGGAUCAAAUUAAACAAGUUGGGCAGCUUAACAAUGCUAACCAAAUACUAGUUUAUAGAUGAUGUUGAGUGAAAAUGGAGAUUUUUCAGGAGGCACAAAUCAGCUAUUGUAAUCAAUGAAGAAGGAUGAAAAACCAUGCAAAGUAUCCAAAAUGAUUAAUGUUUUAACCUUCUCAUUUUUGGACUCAAUAGGUUUAAUAUUAGGUACCUUGCAUUUUUUGGUAGUUACAUCUUUGACAAACUAUCAGCAGAAGUUUCUUGAUUUUUAGCGUAUGGUAAGAAGUUGCGCUGUACAAAAUUGCUUUUCCUAGCUGGUUUUGAGCAAUAUUUUUAGUUUUCAUUUGAGAUUACAGAAAAAUCUUGUACAGAACUUGUUGGGAAGGUGGUUUGCUAAUAUUUUGUGAGUGAUAAUGUCAUUGUAUAUGUCGUAACCAAUAGAAUAUAUAUAUUUUAUACCAA